This is a messenger RNA of Erigeron canadensis, 1096 nucleotides long. RefSeq lists its product as uncharacterized. The coding region runs from base 1 to 1065 and encodes 354 amino acids. The transcript has 2 exons. The record is from RefSeq and is a predicted model, not a curated record. Lineage: Eukaryota; Viridiplantae; Streptophyta; Magnoliopsida; Asterales; Asteraceae.
AUGGGGAAGUCGUCAUUGCGGUUUAUUAUAGUGACUUUCCUUGUCAUUUUCAUUUCCGUAUAUCCCUCCAUUGUUCGAGCAGCUGAUGAGGAAGCGGGCCCUAAGAAGAAGACUCCUGCACCGCCAGUACCUAAGCCUGUCGAGGCCGAUGCCACCAACUACGAAGUCACGACAUUUCCCCAGACAGGACAACAACAGGCUUAUUGUAAAUCGAAAGGAGCUUGUUACCAUAAGAUACUCACCUGUCCUGCCGAGUGCCCCGAAAGGAAACCAAAGAAGAACAAGAAGCAAAAAGGAUGUUUCAUCCACUGUGGUAGCAAAUGUGAAGCUACUUGCAAAUGGAGAAGAGCUAAAUGCAAUGGCUAUGGUUCUCUAUGUUAUGACCCAAGGUUCGUUGGUGGUGAUGGAGUUAUGUUCUACUUCCAUGGUGGCAAAGGACGUGAUUUCGCUCUAGUCUCCGAUACCAACCUUCAAAUCAAUGCCCACUUCAUUGGAAACCGACCCAAUGGUCGUAGCCGUGACUAUACGUGGGUCCAAGCGGUCUCAGUAAUGUUCGACACCCACAAAUUGAUCAUUUCAGCAAAGAAAGUAGCCCAAUGGGACGACUCGGUUGACGUGCUUCUCGUGAAAUGGGACGGUGAAGAAGUCACUGUCCCAUUCGACGGAGACUCUGAAUGGAAAACCAACACCGGAGUAAGAGAAGUGGUGGUCGAAAGGACCGACGACACCAACACAGUUAAAGUCAUGGUUGGUGGGUUGGUAGAGAUUGACAUGAAGGCCGUCCCAGUGACCAAAGAAGAUGACAAAGCUCACAGCUACCAACUACCAGCAAAUGACGUUUUUGCCCACUUUGAGUUGCAAUUCAAGUUUUCAAAUCUUUCGGACAAUGUGGAGGGUAUUUUGGGGAAAACAUACCAACCCGGGUAUGUAAGCCCUGUCAAGAGAGGUGUAGCCAUGCCGAUAAUGGGUGGAGAAGACAAGUAUGAAACCACAUCUCUAACUUCAACUGCUUGCAAUGCAUGCAUUUUUCAGAAAAAACCUGCUGCUGGUUUGGCUGAUUUCUGAACAUGUUUUUAGUUAUUUGCAUUGAUCAUAU